Messenger RNA from Chionomys nivalis (European snow vole), 519 nucleotides. It is a transcript of the gene Ifng, whose product is annotated as interferon gamma. Gene Ontology annotation, molecular function: type II interferon receptor binding. Gene Ontology annotation, biological process: immune response. The record is from RefSeq and is a predicted model, not a curated record. Gene Ontology annotation, cellular component: extracellular region. The transcript has 4 exons. Lineage: Eukaryota; Metazoa; Chordata; Mammalia; Rodentia; Cricetidae. The coding region runs from base 1 to 519 and encodes 172 amino acids.
AUGACUGCGACACGCUGCAUCUUGGCUUUGUUGCUCUGCCUCACGCAGGCCAUUUCUGACUGCGAGGGCACACCCAUUAAAGAAAUAGAGACUCUGAAGAAAUAUUUUAACUCGACUAGCUCUGAUGUCGGUGAAGGAGGGGAUCUCCUCUUUGAGAUCUUGAAGAACUGGCAAGAGGAUGGUGAUACAAAACUCAUCGAGAGCCAGAUUAUCUCCUUCUACUUCAAACUCUUUGAAGCCUUGAAGGACCAUGAGACCAUCCAGGACAGCAUAAACACCAUCAAGGCAGAUCUUAUCUCUAACUUCUUCAACAACAGCGAGGCAAAAGUGAAUGACUUCGAGAAGAUUGCUAAGAUUCCGGUAGAUGACCCGCAGGUCCAGCGCAAAGCUGUCAAUGAACUCAUGAAAGUGAUGCACCGACUGUCACCAAAAUCGAGCCUAAGGAAGCGGAAAAGGAGCCGGUGCUGUUUCGGGGUUGGGAACCGGCCCAAUAAGAACAAUCCUGCCAGCGCUGUUUGA